UAUAUUGUCAAUUCCAAAAUCAUCUGCUAAAAAUUAAUCUAGCUAUAGAGACGUGAAUUGUGAAUUUAAUGCAUUAGUUUUAGUUAUUUUUAAAUAACCGUUAAACACUACUUGUUAUAAUAAUUGAUAUGUAUAGUAAUAAUUAAAAUUUGCAAAGAAAUUUUAUCAACGUUAAAAUGACAACUGCCUCAAGAUUGAGAAUUAAACUAGCAGAAAGGAAAGAUGUACUAAUAGAAGCUAAGUCAGAUCUUUUAGAAUUUCGAACAGAAGACAAGUCGAUCAAGAUAUGUUGUAAAUGUACAGAUUCUGAGAAAACAGAAGAACUUCUUAAUUGGACAUACAACUUAGUAGAAGAAAAUGUUAAACACUAUUACGUUGAAUCACAAUGGGGAUGGAAUCCCAAACGAAAGAAGUCAGAAAUUAGUUCUAAAUGGGCACGCUUCCUAGUUGCAUAUCAUAAUGAUAUACCAGUAGCAUUUUCCAUGUUUCGAUUUGAUGUAGAAAAUUUUUAUACUGUUUUAUAUUGUUAUGAACUGCAAGUAAUUAAUAAAUAUCAAAAUUUUGGCAUUGGCAAACAUUUAAUGACUAUUUUAGAGCAUAUUGCAUUAAAGCAAAAUAUGGAAAAGGUUGUGCUAACUGUAUUCAAAAAGAAUACUGAUGCAUUCCAAUUUUAUAUGAAGAUUGGCUAUGAAAAAGAUGAAAUAUCUCCUGGUGAAGAUGAUGGCGAGGAUUACUAUAUUUUAAGUAAAAUUGUAAAACGAUGAUGACCCUAUCUUUCAUUAGAAACAUAAUGGUUAUCAGUUUGUAAUUGCAUUAAA
Molecule: messenger RNA, 818 nt
Organism: Ctenocephalides felis (cat flea)
Lineage: Eukaryota; Metazoa; Arthropoda; Insecta; Siphonaptera; Pulicidae
Product: N-alpha-acetyltransferase 40-like
Exons: 4
Coding region: 177-764 (195 amino acids)
Cellular component (GO): nucleus
Molecular function (GO): protein N-terminal-serine acetyltransferase activity; histone H2A acetyltransferase activity; histone H4 acetyltransferase activity
Source: RefSeq, a predicted model, not a curated record